GCAGCCGGGAUGGGUCUGCGGGUGGCUCAGACAGGCUUUGCGGUCCUGUUGCUGCUGCAGUGCUGCUCUGCAUACAAACUGGUCUGCUACUACACCAGCUGGUCCCAGUACCGGGAAGGGGAUGGGAGCUGCUUCCCAGAUGCCAUCGACCCUUUCCUCUGCACCCACAUCGUUUACAGCUUUGCCAACAUAAGCAACAAUGAGAUCGACACCUGGGAGUGGAAUGACGUGACACUCUAUGACACAUUGAAUGCACUCAAGAACAGGAACCCCAAUCUGAAGACCCUCCUGUCUGUUGGAGGAUGGAGUUUUGGCUCUCAAAGAUUUUCCAAAAUAGCCUCCAACACCCAGAGUCGCAUGACUUUCAUCAAGUCAGUGCCACCGUUUCUGCGGACCCAUGGCUUUGACGGUCUGGACCUAGCCUGGCUCUACCCUGGACGGAGAGACAAGCGGCAUUUCACCACCCUGAUCAAGGAAAUGAAGGCUGAAUUUGCAAAGGAAGCCAAGGCAGGAACCAAGCAGCUUCUGCUCAGUGCAGCACUGUCUGCGGGGAAGGUCCAGAUUGACAGAAGCUAUGACAUCGCCCAGAUAUCCCAACACCUGGAUUUCAUUAGCAUCAUGGCCUAUGAUUUUCACGGAAACUGGCAGCAGGCCACAGCACAUCACAGCCCCCUGUUCCGAGGCCAGGUGGAUGCAAGUCCUGACAGAUUCAGCAAUGCUGACUAUGCUGUGGGGUAUAUGCUGAGGCUGGGGGCCCCGGCCAAUAAGCUGGUGAUGGGCAUCCCCGCCUUCGGGAAGAGCUUCACUCUAGCCUCUUCUAAGACGGGUGUCGGAGCUCCAGUCGUGGGGCAGGGAAUACCAGGCCAGUUCACCAAGGAGAAAGGGAUCCUCGCCUACUACGAGAUCUGUGACUUCCUCCACGGAGCCACGGUCCACAGACUCCUCGGGCAGCAGGUCCCCUAUGCCACUAAGGGCAACCAGUGGGUGGGGUACGACGACCGGGACAGCGUCAAAAUCAAGGUGCGGUACCUGAGAAACAGGCAGCUGGCGGGCGCCAUGGUGUGGGCCCUGGACUUGGAUGACUUCCAGGGCUCCUUCUGUGGCCAGAAUCUGCGCUUCCCUCUCACCGGUGCCAUCAAGGAUGCGCUUGCUGCAGCUUAG
This is a messenger RNA of Cynocephalus volans (Philippine flying lemur), 1161 nucleotides long. RefSeq names its product chitinase 3 like 1 (gene CHI3L1). Gene Ontology annotation, cellular component: extracellular region. The transcript is spliced from 10 exons. Bases 10 to 1161 code for a protein of 383 amino acids. Gene Ontology annotation, molecular function: chitin binding. The record is from RefSeq and is a predicted model, not a curated record. Lineage: Eukaryota; Metazoa; Chordata; Mammalia; Dermoptera; Cynocephalidae. Gene Ontology annotation, biological process: carbohydrate metabolic process; chitin catabolic process.